AUGGCCGGCCCCGCGGGUGGCCAGAACGAGACGGAGGAGAAGCGGCCGUCCGACGCGUCGGCGUGGGCGCGCUUCCGGGCCAGGGCAGUCAAGCUCUUCAAGCUCGUGCUCGCGCAGUGGCUCGUCAUCGGGUUCGGUCUGAGUUGCGUGUUUGCGUACUUCUUCCCAAAUGUCGCCGCCAGGGGCGGACCGAUCAGGUCCGAGUACUCCAUCAUCUACGGCGGCAUCGCCAUCAUCUUUCUCGUCAGCGGCCUGCAGCUCUCACAUGCGAAGCUGCGGCAGAACCUCACCAACUGGCGCUUGCACAUCAUUGUCCAGGGCAUCAGCUUCAUCGUCAUACCCGUAGUACUACUAAUCCACAUCAUCAUCGCCGCGGGCGGCCUCCGCAACAACGUCCUGUCGACCCCCAUCAUCGUCGGCAUGGUCGUCGCCUCGUGCCUGCCGACGACCAUCGCCUCCAACGUCGUCAUGACGCGCGCCUCGGGCGGCGACGACGCGGCGGCCAUCAUCGAGGUCGUCAUCGGCAACGUCCUGGGCAGCUUCAUCUCGCCGGGCCUCAUCUACGGCUUCAUCCCCAAGACGCCCGAGUUCGCCAACUGGCAGCCCGCCAACCCGAGCACCCUCGGCGCCAUGUACGCCAACGUCCUCAAGCAGCUCGGGUUGAGCGUCCUGCUGCCGCUGGCGGUGGGGCAGGUGGUGCGGUGGUUUUGGGAGAAGAGAGUCGAGUGGGCGCUGAGGACGUUUUACCUCGCCAAGGUGUCGACGUUUUGUCUGAUUUUGCUCGUCUGGACGACCUUUUCGGCCGCCUUUAAGACGGGCGCGCUCUUCGUGACCCCGCACGCCUCCAUCAUCUUCAACGUCUUCAUGAACGUCGCCCUCUACGCGCUCUUCACCCUCAUCUGCUUCUACGCUGCACGCCCGCCGCUGUCGGCGUGCGAGGCGCUGUCGCGGGAGCAGACCAUCGCCGUGUGCUUCUGCGGCGCCGCCAAGACGACGUCCCUGGGCAUCCCGCUGGCGACCGCCAUGUGGACGAGCUCGGACGACCUGACGCGGGCGCUGAUCCAGAUCCCCGUGCUGCUGUAUACCAUUGAGCAGGUGUUCAUGGCGCAGAUCCUGGUGUACGUCUUCAAGUGGUAUCUGAGGAGGGCUGCGAAGGCGGAGGCUGAGGCGACGGAGGACGAGGAGGGCGGUGGUGGCGGUGUGGACUCCGGGGCUGGCAGCCUCGCGGACGGCAGGAGGGAAGAUGGGCACUUGGGGAAUUCCGUCGGGUAUGGCGAGGACGAAGGGGGGAAAGGAAAGGAACAAGGGGGGUUGGUGAUGUGGUACCUGUUAAGACGAUGUCGCAGACAUGACGUCUGCUGGCUACUUACUAACUCGAUAGUCAGGUAA
Messenger RNA from Colletotrichum spaethianum, 1389 nucleotides. RefSeq lists its product as uncharacterized. The record is from RefSeq and is a predicted model, not a curated record. The coding region runs from base 1 to 1389 and encodes 462 amino acids. The transcript has 5 exons. Lineage: Eukaryota; Fungi; Ascomycota; Sordariomycetes; Glomerellales; Glomerellaceae. Gene Ontology annotation, cellular component: plasma membrane.